Drosophila ananassae is the source of this 1733-nucleotide messenger RNA. RefSeq lists its product as uncharacterized. The transcript has 4 exons. Lineage: Eukaryota; Metazoa; Arthropoda; Insecta; Diptera; Drosophilidae. The coding region runs from base 72 to 1595 and encodes 507 amino acids. The record is from RefSeq and is a predicted model, not a curated record.
AUAUCGAUAACAAGAUCGAAAGCUUCGGGGUUAGAGGAUUUCUGUUUCGUUUCAGUUGACUUUUAUUCCAAAUGCAUAGAAGUAAUCUCCUUAAAUCCCUAUUCCUGAUGAUGAUGGACACUUGUGUGAGCUCUUCCUGUGCCUGUGCCGCCAGUUCCAGCUCCGUGAGCCCUGAAUUUGAGCAGAAAAUAUGGCAAGAACUGCGCCAUUUAAAGAAACCGGACCCCCCGGUGGAUUUGAAAAAGUUUAAGGGCGUAUCUGAGAAUUUCCCCCACAAGUUUCCUAUUGAUUCGUGCCGGGUCAAGUCCCAACCGGCGGCUAGAGAGGAUGCAAUCAGGAAGCAAAUCGCAUCCUCCUAUCCGGUGAUUCACGAAAGUACUCUCCAGCUGUACAUCAAGUUCCUGAAGCACAAGCUCAAGUUUGGCUCUAAAACGGAGCGCCAGCUCUACAAGAACAUGACUCUCACCGCCUUCGUCCAACGGCUGGUGGCCAAGAGAUGUGUCUGGUUCUACGGCGACAGCGACGACCACUGCACCAUGGAGGGCCAGCAAGGCAUUGGCGGAUUCGAGAAGGUGGGCACCGGGGAGGAACUGCCCGGACUAACCCUGAACUCGGUGCUCAGCUAUGACGAGAUCAAGCUGGCCGCCCUGCUCUACUUCACCACCCACUCGGAGUUCAUCAACAACGGCUCGAAGGGCAAUGCCGGCAUGGUGCCUUUGGACAAAAGUACGAUCGAGCCGGAGGGCGUCAUCGUGGGGAUCAUUGGAGCUCGGUUCGAGCGUCCCAACGUGAUGGAGUUCCAGGACAUCAAGAUCACCAAAGACCAGAACACCUUAGCCCGAGGAUAUGGUGACCAGAAUGCAACCACCGGACAGGCGGAUCUCCGUCGGAUUUGGCGGGAAUUCUACGGAGAGCCGAAGGACUUCAUCUUCGACCACUUCCAGGGGCAUCUGGCUGAGCCGCAGCGCUUCGAGAGCGUCAACGGGGGCUACUUCGAUCACCAGGUGAUGCGGAAGCGGUACAGGAACACCUUUGAGACCCUGCUCCUGGAGGCGCAGGACAGAGCCGUUCGGGCGGGGAAACUGGCCUACGUCCAUGUGGUGCCCAUCGGCCUGGGUGUUUGGAAGGCGGCCAAUCACCAGGAACUCACCUUCUUCGAGGCCUUCCAGGAGUCCCUGGAUGGGCUGGGCGAGCGCCUUCACCACGUCGGCGUGGUGCACUUCUCCUGGUUCCACCUCGACCGGGUGGGCAGCCUCUAUGACGGUGCUCUCCUGCGCUUCCCGCAGCAUCCUCAGGGCGGCAUCAAGAUCAAGAUCUCGAAUCGGGAAGCCCACAGCAAGCUGCCGGAGGACAUGCUGCUGGUGGUCACCUAUGCCUGGGAUGGGAACGCCUUGCCGGGCAACGAAUUCUGGGAUGGUGUCUUGGUCAGCACUUCGGAUCCCGCCGCCGCCUGUUCCACCUUGAUCACGGAGCUCCAGAAUCCUCACAUCAAUAGGGAGUACAUGAAUGCCUCGAAUCUCCACAUUGCCUCCUUGGAGCACGGAUUGGUCCACGUUGGGGACUAUGCCAGGCUUCUGGGUGGAGGUCAGGAGUGAAGACUUAUAAUAUUUGCCAUUUUUGAUACAAUUUUAAAUUUUGUAUAUCUUAUACAGUCUUUUUUGGUGAUAUGUUUUUAAAAUGUAUAUAAUUAUUAAUACAAUUUAUAUAAUAAAUAAAAUAAAAUAUUCAAAUAA